CCAUUUAAUCAUCUCUCUCUCUAGUUUCUCACACUUCUUCACCCUUGGCAGUUCUCGCAUUUUGGCGAUAAAUUGUGCCCGACGGCAAUUUGAUCUGGCCAGAUCAGAAUCUCCGUCAUCUCUCGCCACUACCGCAUUCGACACCAUCGCACGCCCUGGCAAUUCAUUCAACCGACUUUUGCAGGGCGAAAUGCCGAUCAAAAAGUAUCCGCGCGAGAGACUUGGGCAGGGAGAAAGAAUCUUCCCAACAAGAGACCGCUCAGUUCACCUCAAGCUUGAGGGGUGUCCAGCCAGAAAUUCUGACAGGAGCACAGGUGUCAUCUUUCAAGACUGAAGUCUGGACAUCAUUAUAACCGGUGAUUUUCGGUCAAGAGCAAUAUCUUCCAAAGGGUCCAUCCAGCACGACGACAACGAAAACGUAUUAGGGGGUGCUCGAGUCCACCUGGUCAAGAACGACGUGAAGAAACGGUUUUCCUUCUUCAAUCGCCUGACUUGGUCGAGUAUAUGUCAGGAAUUUUCCCCAAGGGAUUCCCGACUCUCCCUUCCUCCUCUUGAGAGCUCUUUCUCUCUCUCUCUCUUUCGCGGCAACCCGCUGUAUUUUUUCACUGGCCAAUAUCCGUUAGUGUGCAGAAGACCGGUUGAGUUCAAGAUCUGACCGAAUCCAUUAUUCAGAUGUGAUGUGCUCUUUGGCUUGAAUGGAAGCUGUUUCAACGACCCACAGACGAGACCAGCAUCCCCCAAGUAACACACCAAAAUUCCCCAAGCCAGCAUUUCCGAUGGAAAAGGUGAAACGCCAUUGAUUUCAACAUUGAAGUGAUUCGUUGACCUAGGGCUCCAAAUUGUGUGACGUGCUGCUAUCUGCCCGACGGACUUCCCAACAAAAGGACUUCAAACCACUCUCUGACCCUUUCGAUUUCGAUCCUUGUCUCCAGUCGCUCAAGAUGGUUCUCCUUAUCAACGGGGUGCCCAUUGACGAUGCUCCGCGCGAUAUGAAUAACUUCUUCCACCAGUUUCCCCAUUUCAAAGAAUCGGCCAGUGCCUUGUGUUCCAUGAAACCCCAAGUGGUGGGUCCCUUGAGCCUCUUAUACAUCUUCCAACGGGAAUUCGGUGUCACCUAUCCGCAUGACAACAAAAUCUCCAUCCUUGGCACCGACGAUGUCACCACUAGUCAUAUUAUUGUCCUUCGACACACAGGGAGUGGAGCCACGGGCAUAAGUCAAAUCGAUCGUGUCUUUGAGGAGGGUCUUUCAACUAUGAUUCAACGCAUUCAAGCUUUGUCGUAUCACUACGACGGCCGACUUGAGUUACAUAUCAUCGGAGGCUUUGCUGACACCAAAGGAAUCUCACACCAACUCUCCACCAGCCUACUACAAUGCCUGCACAAAUUGAGAGCGGAGAUGGACCUGAUAACGUGUACCGUGAACGAGCUCUGCACCAUUCAUCGCAACGGCAUGCCUUGGCCGGUCAUUUAUGGGAUUGGUGUAAAUGCCAAAACGGGUGAUAUCUUUCCUGCCACCUUCACCGACAAAGGUCCCGAUCUGGACAUUCGAAACGCCAGAACCCUCACGGGAGGUGACACCGUCGGGAUGCUCGAAGUUUAUGAUUGCACUCGUGAAGAACUGCGGAUCGGUCCUUUUUCUUACGGACCCAUGCGAUCCGUAGAUCUUUUGCUUCAACAAAGCGACGACUUCUUACGACAAAAUCUUUCCACGUCGCCCGAAGUGGCUCCGCCUCUCUUUGUUCCCCACCUCCGUUCCACCUUGAAGCGAAUCAAAGAUGAUCCCUAUCCUUCGGUGACGUUGUUCCACAGCAAUCUGCCCCGAUUCUAUCGCAAAGACGACAUUAGCGGUCAAUGGCUCCGCUAUCAAAAAGAAGAUGUGGUUCCAUGGUCCCCGAUUUCUCAAACCUCCACGCAAGCCUACUACUGAAAACGAAUAAAUGACGUUCGCACUUCUCCAAUCUCCCUUCAGUGUAAAUAUAUAUACCUGCAAUCCAAACAACAACGAUGCCUUGUACUGAUACAUUUGCCUGAAUGAAAGGAAGUAAAUCUCAUAUUGUUAUCAUAGGUUCUUUUGUUCCACUUUGAAUGCAAUAAACCUUUUUCCAAUGUUUACAUA
Messenger RNA from Tigriopus californicus, 2117 nucleotides. RefSeq names its product protein N-terminal asparagine amidohydrolase-like (gene Ntan1). The transcript has 5 exons. The record is from RefSeq and is a predicted model, not a curated record. Gene Ontology annotation, biological process: ubiquitin-dependent protein catabolic process. The coding region runs from base 942 to 1928 and encodes 328 amino acids. Gene Ontology annotation, cellular component: nucleus. Gene Ontology annotation, molecular function: protein-N-terminal asparagine amidohydrolase activity. NCBI's taxonomy places the organism in Eukaryota, Metazoa, Arthropoda, Copepoda, Harpacticoida, Harpacticidae.